Molecule: messenger RNA, 2591 nt
Organism: Anopheles nili
Lineage: Eukaryota; Metazoa; Arthropoda; Insecta; Diptera; Culicidae
Gene: Rab10
Product: ras-related protein Rab-10
Exons: 4
Coding region: 268-882 (204 amino acids)
Biological process (GO): cellular response to insulin stimulus
Cellular component (GO): Golgi apparatus; insulin-responsive compartment; recycling endosome
Molecular function (GO): GTPase activity; GTP binding
Source: RefSeq, a predicted model, not a curated record
AGUUCAUUGUUCAACACUUGGUGAAGGACUUAAAAUUGAACAACACUCAAUUAUUAACAAUAGGAACAUUUAUUGGCUGCUGUGAUCAAAACAGCGUUUUUGGGAGCGAAAGACACUUGAGCAUGUUGUGAGCUGCUAAUUGAUCGCACAUCGAACCAAACAAUUUUACUCAAGUCAAGGAGACCAACACCACAUCAAUCAAACACAAAAAUCAAAUCCUACCGAAACACCCCAACUACUUAGCACAAGCAACAAGUCGAUAGUAACAUGGCCAAAAAAACUUACGACCUCCUGUUCAAGCUACUCCUGAUCGGCGAUUCUGGUGUAGGCAAAACCUGCAUACUUUUCCGCUUCUCCGACGACGCUUUCACAUCCACCUUUAUCUCUACGAUUGGUAUCGACUUCAAAAUCAAAACGAUCGAAUUGCGAGGAAAAAAAAUAAAGCUUCAAAUUUGGGACACUGCCGGACAGGAACGGUUUCACACGAUCACUACGUCCUACUAUCGUGGUGCCAUGGGCAUCAUGCUAGUGUAUGAUAUAACAAAUGAAAAAAGUUUUGACAAUAUAGUUAAAUGGCUACGAAAUAUAGACGAGCAUGCCAACGAAGAUGUGGAAAAGAUGAUUCUUGGUAACAAAUGCGACAUGGCAGACAAGCGAGCGGUUCGUAAGGAAAGGGGAGAAAAUAUUGCCCGCGAACAUGACAUUCGCUUCAUGGAAACGUCUGCGAAAGCUAACACCAACAUUGAACUAGCUUUCCGUGAGCUGGCAGAAGCUAUUUUGGAUAAGACAGCUGGCAAGGAAACGACUGAUAACCCAGAUAGAGUAGUUGUCAAUCGAGGCACCGGAGAGCGAUUACCCGCUUACAAGGCCUGCUGUACGUAGUGUGUUUACAAUCGUCCCAUGAAUUUACCACUGGCGAACCGCCGCCCUAGGGUGUGCCUGUUUGUCCCAUUAAUGCCGCGGCGAACAUUGCUCGCGACCAACAACAUGGGAUAGAUAGCUUGCUGACUACUAACCACAGAAAAUGUGGUACCUCGAUUUCGUUUUUAUCGUCUUUUGUACUUUUAUUCAGCUUACCCUAAGCUCGUGAUAUUUUAUCGCGUUUUGGUGCCGUGCUUUAGCUUUGAGUUUAUUAGGAUUUGGCUAAGACUUGUUUCGAGUAGUAAUCGUAGAAACCAUCGAGCGUGGUGCACAUUUCGCUUAGGGUCUGUGACUUAGGCCUCUAGGCAUCAAUGAUGAAAUUAGUAGCAGAUAAUGUGGUUAGUCAACUAUGUUCAUAAGGGAAUGACACUCAGUAAAUUAGCUCUAACUUACGCAAGCAUGUCAACUAUCACGUUUCACAUGAACCAUGUAAGACCGAAAAAUUAUAUUCAAGCAAAGGAUAAUCUAUUCACGAUGAUAUCACCGAGAAACAAUUCUGUUAUCCAUACAUUAGGAGUGAAUUACGCAUCAAAACGCAUUACGGUUUGAACCGCAUGAAAAUAAGCCACUAGUAUCGCUUACAAUCACACAAAAGCAACUGUUCGACACGUUGUCGAGAGUUGAUAAAUGAUAGUAUACAUAGCUGUAGACGGUGUAAAACGACAUAACGAAAUCUAAGCGUCCCGAAAGGGUGGUAGUGUAAGCGAGCAUAGCGAUUUCAUUAACUCUAGCAUACGGCUCGUUCGUGCUGGUUGUGCACGUUUUAUUUUAUUGACACUGGUAGCGAAACGGUACAAUUGAGGGUUAGAAUAAAGGGUCCUUUAGCAGACGUACAUACCAUGCUGAACGAAAGAAUCAUGUUUUUAUUUAGAGUGCGGAAUAUGAAGAUGCUACCGUUGUCGCGGCAGUUUUAUUGUUUGUUUUUAGAUUAUUUUAUGAUUUUUUACGUUUUAAUCAAGCAACAUUACAUUUCAUCUAACCAUUAGACGCUUAUCCAUGUAGCAACAUGUUUAGUAAAAUAUAUUAAAUACUAUAAUUUGGAAAUAUUGGGAAUUAUUGCGGAAAGUCUUUUGUUAGAAGAAUGCAAUAACUCAACUUUUGCAUUAAAUUAUCGCCAAAUUAAGGAAAUUGCAAUGGAAAAUAAUUCGAGCACCAUGAGUAAUCGAUUGUGGGAAGGAAAACUUAUUUACAAAAGGAAUCAAAAGCAUAAGCUUUAAGCCAAGCAACCCGCUUAAUUCAUGUUGAUGUGAUGAGUAUGAGAAAAAGUAGCAGGCAAUGGUUGGAAGAGAUGAUCCAAACGAUAUGGCAAUGGAUGUUAUUCAAAGAACAAUUAAGCAGCAUGGAAUAUGACGAACGCUAGGUGUAUUUAUCAAGCAUAGAAAAUCACGAAAAAAAGUCCGGCAAUUGGCGGUUUAUAGAAACCAUUUGCACCUGGAAAGAUCGAUCCGGGAAUGUCGAUGCCAGUUGGUGUAGUAGAACAGAAAGGUGAAGCAUAAGAGUGGAGGAGAGGGAUGGGAGGAGUGAAACGUAGGUCCAAUGACCAACAUGCAAGCUACGAAUGAAAUGAAAAUGAAUGGCUGCGAAACAUGUUUUAUCUAUCACUAACAUAUGUGUUAAACUGCUACUACUUUUCCUGAAUGUAAAUCAUCGCACCACGUUGCGUAUCAGAU